GUAAUGGUAAAAAAGUCCAAUGGCACUUACCGAAUGUGUGUGGACUUCACAGAUCUGAAUAAAGCAUGUCCCAAAGAUAGUUUCCCGCUUCCACACAUUGAUCAGUUAGUAGACUCCACAGCAGGUCACGCCCUCUAUGCAUUCCUAGAUGCCAAGGCGGGAUAUCAUCAGAUACCCAUGGCACCUGAAGACCAGGAGAGGACGGCCUUCAUAACGGACCAGGGAUUAUUUUGUUACAAGAUGAUGCCCUUCGGUCUGAAGAACGCAGGAGCCACAUAUCAGCGGCUGGUGAACUCAAUAUUCAGAGAUCAGAUCGGAAAACACAUGGAAGUUUAUGUGGAUGACAUGAUCGUCAAAAGCAUCCGAGCCGAAGACCACCCAGCAGAUGUGAAGAUAGUCCUAGAGACGCUAAAGAGAUACCAGCUAAAACUCAAUCCGGAAAAGUGCGUAUUUGGAGUACCGGCAGGCAAGUUCUUGGGAUACAUGGUCUCUCAGCGGGGUAUCGAGGCUAACCCAGAUAAAAUCGAAGCGGUCUUAAAAAUGACGCCGCCACGGAGCAUACAUGAAGUCCAGAAGCUCAACGGCCGGAUCACGGCUCUAGGUCGGUUCAUGUCCUGCUCGGCAAAACGAUGUCUACCUAUCUUCAAAACACUGAAGAAGAUCAAGAAUUUCACAUGGACGGCAGAAUGCCAGACAGCUUUCGAAGAACUGAAAAACUUCCUCUCGUCACCACCACUUUUGGCGAGGCCAGAUCCAGGCGACGUGCUGUAUUUAUACAUCUCUUGCUCUGACGAAACAAUAGCAGGGGUACUGGUAUCGGAGAAAGAAGGAGAGCAGUAUCCGGUCUACUACGUAAGCAAGGUACUAAGGGACGCGGAGCUAAGAUACCCAAGGUUGGAGAAACUAGCGCUGUGUGUAUAUACCGCCACCAUAAAACUCAGGCAUUAUUUCGAGGGACAUCAGGUUAUCGUACGAACCGAUCAACCCCUACGAAAGAUCCUCCAGAAAGCAGAAACAAGCGGACGUAUAGCAGAAUGGGCUGUUAAGAUCGGAAGCUUGGGCGUGGUCUAUGAAGCUCGGAAAGCAUUGAAGGCUCAAGCAUUGGCCGACUUCGUCGCGGAACUAACAUUCACAGAACCAAUGGAAAACAAAGCAGUCCCCUGGGAAAUACACGUCGACGGAGCAGUUUGUGGGGAAGGGGCAGGCAUCGGUGUCGUGCUCAAAGGACCGGGGAAAAUCCAAAUGGAAUACUCAGCAAGACUUGAAUUCUCAGUUUCCAACAAUGUUGCAGAAUAUGAGGCGCUGAUAACAGGACUGCAAUUGUGUGAAGAGCUCAAUAUCUCCGAAGCACAGAUCUACAGCGACUCACAACUGGUUGUGAACCAAGUCUCAGGAAAUUUUGAAGUCAAAGAAGCCACACUGAAGAAAUACGCCAAGCAAGCCAAAGCCUUCUUUGCAAAUAAUGGGCGAUCUUGGUCGUUACAGCAAAUACCCAGAGCAAUGAAUGGAAGAUCGGAUGAAUUGGCAAAAUGGGCGGCAACAAACAAUCACGAUUCAAUGAGAAAUAUCCCUCAUGAAAUUAAACGACAGCCUAGCUUCCAAGGAGAAAUCGAAGAAGGCGAAAUGCUGAUAGUGGAAGAAGAAAAAGAAAACUGGAUGACUCCCCUCACAGCAUACUUAGCUGAUGGAACACUUCCGGAGGACAGAAAGGAAGCUAAAAGAAUAGUGGUACUAUCAUCAAAGUUCGGAAUAUACAGUGGUCAGCUGUACAAGCGGUCAUUCACCUAUCCCUGGCUAAAGUGUGUAAACAAAAGAGAAGGAGAGUACAUCAUGAAAGAACUACACGAAGGAACCUGCGGAGCACAUGAUGGAGCAUCAACUCUGGUCAGGAAAGCCCUGCUACAAGGCUAUUAUUGGCCUUCGAUGAAAGAACAAGCAACAACGCUAGUAAGGGGAUGCUGGCCUUGCCAGCAACAUGCUUUGAUACCAAGAAAGCAAGCCUCAGAAAUGAAACCCAUCGGCAGUGCAUGGCCGUUCGCCCAGUGGGACAACGGAAAGCAGUUCGACUCAGCAAAGUUUAGAAAGUUUUGUGCCGAGUAUCAGAUCGAUCUAAGGUUCACUUCAGUUUACCAUCCACAAUCAAAUGGGCAAACCGAAGUGGCCAACAGAAUCCUACUGGCCGGACUAAAAAGAAGACUAGACGAGUGCAAAGGAAGAUGGGUAGAAGAACUCUACAGCGUCCUAUGGAACUACCGUACCACCCCUAGAGAAUCAACGGGCGAAACUCCAUUCGCCCUAGCCUAUGGAACGGAGGCUGUAAUUCCUGUAGAGAUCGGCGCACCCACGCCAAGGACAGAAGACAACCAACUGAACUUAGAAGAAAAUGAAGCAGAGCUCAGGAACAAUCUGGACCUCUUGGACGAAAAGAUCAACAGAUCAGACAUUAGGAUGGAAGCCUACAGACAGAAAAUGGCAAGACAUUUCAACAGCCAUGUGAAGAAAAGAAAGUUCAAAUUAGGCGACCUCGUCAUGAGAAAGACCGAAGUUAAAAAAGGAGAAGCAGGGACCGGAAAGCUGCAACCAAAUUGGGAAGGACCUUACACCAUCAGCAAGGUCAUUAAAGAAGGAACAUUCAAACUCACCAACUCCAUGGGAAUAACCAUACCCAGAGCAUGGAACGCCAACAACUUAAGGAAAAUUUAG
Molecule: messenger RNA, 2703 nt
Organism: Mercurialis annua (annual mercury)
Lineage: Eukaryota; Viridiplantae; Streptophyta; Magnoliopsida; Malpighiales; Euphorbiaceae
Exons: 2
Coding region: 4-2703 (899 amino acids)
Biological process (GO): DNA integration
Molecular function (GO): nucleic acid binding; RNA-DNA hybrid ribonuclease activity
Source: RefSeq, a predicted model, not a curated record